Geodia barretti is the source of this 2583-nucleotide messenger RNA. Lineage: Eukaryota; Metazoa; Porifera; Demospongiae; Tetractinellida; Geodiidae. The record is from the annotation of a GenBank genome assembly.
AUGAGCGCGACCAACGUGCUGGUGAUGUUCUGCGACCAGCUCCGCCGCGACCUGCUGGGCUGUUACGGCAACCCGCUGGUGCGCACGCCCAACCUGGACGCGCUGGCGGCCGAGUCGGUGGUCUUCGACCGGGGCUACACGCCGGUGGCGAUCUGCUCGCCGGCCCGCGCCAGCCUGAUGACCGGCCUGUACCCGCACGGCCACCACCUGUUCAACAACUCGACCCCCGAGUACUCCUACUGCCGGCACCUGCCGCCGUCGGUGCGCGCCAUCCAGGACUGGGCCGCCGCCGAGACCGAUUGCCAGACCGCCUACUUCGGCAAGUGGCACAUCGGCCCGCCGAGGACCUCCGCGACCCCCGACCGGCCGUUCCUGCUGUUCUGCGCCUUUCCCGGCCCGCACGGCCCGUGGCUGGUGCCGGAGGAGUGGGGGCUGCGCUACGACCCGGCCGACAUCCCCCUGUGGCCCAACCGCUUCGACGACUUCGCCGGCAAGCCGAUCUACCAGCGCAAGCUGGCGGCGCUGGAGGCGCAGCCGGGCGGUGCCGGCAACCGGCGAUCCGACGACGAGCUGCGCCGCGCGCUCGCCUGCAACUUCUCCUACAUCGAGCUGAUCGAUCACUUGGUCGGCCGGCUGCUGGACCGGCUGCGGGAGCUGGACCUCUACGACAGCACGGCGAUCGUCUUCACCGCCGACCAUGGGGACAUGGCCGGCUCGCACGGCUUCGCCAGCAAGGGCGCCUACCUGUACGACGAGAUCUACCGCGUGCCGAUGAUCCUGCGCGUGCCCGGUGCCGAGCCGCGCCGCGCCGGUCGCGAGCCGGUGAACCUCACCGACGUGACCGCCACCGCCGCCCACCUCGUCGCCGGGCAGCCGGUCUCCACCUUCGGCUCGGGGCCGCUGCACGGCGAGUCGCUGGUGGACUUCGCGCGCGGGCGCGCCCCGUGGCCUCGCCCGGUCCAUUUCGCGCAGUAUCACGGCGACUGGUACGGUCACUACUCGUCGCGCAUGGUGACCGACGGAGACUGGAAACUGGUGUGGAAUCUGACCGACCGCUGUGAGCUGUACGACCUGCGCGCCGACCCGGACGAGCUGCACAACCGGUUCUACGACGCGAGCGAUCCUCGCUGCGAACGGGCCAGGAGCCACUACUUCGACCUGCUUGCGGCCGAGGCCGGGCGCUACGGCGACGCGCAACUCGAUCUGCUGACACCGGAGCUGGAGCUCGGCGCGGUCGGCGAAGGAGGGGAUGGUGAGGCUGCUGUUCAUCGACCGGCGCGACCUGCCGGUGGUGUGGGGACACACGCGCAUCGAGGCGACGCCGCUGCGGCGGAUGUCCGACCUCGGGUCGCCGCCGUUCCUGAUGGCGCUGGCGACCGAGGGCGCGGACGGACGCUGGGACGUGCUGGGCUACCAGUGCGGCAAGCGCACGCCGUGGCAGCUCUGGCGCGCCAGCACCGCCGACGGCAGCACCUUCGACGACGCGCGGGUCGUCCUCGACUCGGACGACUACAGCCUGCCGGACGCACCUACUGGCAGCACGUGGCCACGGUGAGCUACAGCCCGGAGCAGGAGCGCUUCCUGUGCCUGAAGAACGCGGAGGUGCCGGAAGGCUUCGCCACCUACGCGUUCUUCAGCCGCGACGGAGAGUCGUGGGAGGAGGCGCCCAAGCGGCCGGUCUAUACCGAGGGGGACCGCUGGGGGGCGAUCUGGAGCAGCCCGGCCGGGCGCUACAUCACCUACAACAAGGGCUGGCUGCGCUGCGAGCACAAGCGGGUCAACGAGUUGUUCCUGGACGCGCACCGCACCGUCUGCAUCCGCAUCGAGCCUGACGCGCUCACCUGGAGCCCAUCGGCCCCGAACGCCUACAAGCUCGGCAUGCGCUGGGCGCGCGGCAUGCGCAGGGUCGGCGGGCCGCUGGUGCCGCGCGAGUUCCACGUCGCGCCGGACGCGGACGACCCGCCGGACCUGGAGUUCUACGCGUCGUGGCCGUUCACCUACGCGGGACGCUACUUCCUCAACGUGCUGACGUACUGCGGCAGCUUCCUGCCCAACGGCCUGCCGCCCAUGCGUCCCGACGGCCACGGCCCCGGCACCCUGGGCCACGAGCUGUGGGUGAGCGACGACGGCCUCACCUGGGAGCGACCGUUCCGGGGCCAGGACGUGGGCACGAGCAUCUUGGCCGGUCCCAUCCAGGCGGCCGGCAAGCUGCUGUUCUACAACGGAGACCAGGUCUGGGGCGUGCCGGAGGACCGGCUGACCAACGUCAGCGCCCGCUCCAACGGCCUGUUCGAGACGCGCACCUUCACGGUGCCGGCCCGGCCGCUGCGGCUCAACCUGCAGCUUCCGGGCGACGGGUUCGGCAACUACAACAACGAGUCAUACCUGAUGGCGGAGCUGGUCGACGACCAGGACCGCGUGAUCGCCGGUUACGACCGGAACGCCUGCCUGCUGCAGGGGCCGAUCGACGCCACCCGGCUGGUGCUGCGCUGGCAGGGCGCCACCUCCGAGGCGCUGGCCGGCCGGCGGGCGCGGCUGCGGGUCUGUUUCCGCGGCGCGCGGAUCUUCGCGGUCACCGCGUGA